GAGAAAGCCCCUCCUUCCCCUUCCCACCGUUCGCCUAUCGCCCUCGCUCUUUGCUGGUCGCAUGCGCGCUGGGCUCCUGUGACGUAGUUUUCGCGCGUCCGCGUCGUUUGGAACCGCGACGCUAAACAUGGCGUGUUCCUAGAAGCCGCUUUCGGCAUCAGUAGGCGGCGGCGUGGGGACUGGCAGCGUGGGCGCGGGACCAACCGACGCCACUUCGUGUUGGGAAGUGGGAGCGGGAGGGCCGGGCAAUUCCCGACCGAACCAAACGCUAAGGAGACGUCAGAGGGUGAUGGUGGCAGUAGUUGGUACCUCACAGCUGGGCACUGAUCAGGUUUCCAUGGAUCUCAAUAGUGCCAGCACUGUUGUUCUUCAGGUCUUAACACAGGCCACCAGUCAGGAUACUGCUGUGUUAAAACCAGCCGAGGAGCAGCUGAAGCAGUGGGAGACACAGCCAGGUUUCUAUUCAGUGUUGCUGAAUAUUUUCACAAACCACACUUUGGAUAUAAAUGUAAGGUGGCUUGCUGUACUGUAUUUUAAACAUGGAAUUGAUCGCUACUGGAGACGUGUAGCACCUCAUGCUCUGUCAGAGGAGGAGAAAACGACUCUACGUGCAGGGCUCAUCACCAACUUCAAUGAACCAAUAAACCAGAUUGCAACUCAGAUUGCAGUGCUGAUUGCAAAGGUUGCUAGAUUGGAUUGUCCCAGACAGUGGCCUGAACUAAUUCCCACUCUUAUAGAGUCUGUUAAAGUCCAGGAUGAUCUUCGACAGCACAGAGCAUUACUUACCUUCUAUCAUGUUACCAAGACACUGGCAUCUAAACGACUUGCUGCUGAUAGAAAACUAUUUUAUGAUUUAGCUUCUGGAAUUUAUAAUUUUGCCUGCUCUCUGUGGAAUCACCACACAGACACAUUCCUGCAACAAGUUUCUUCUGGCAAUGAAGCUGUAAUUCUGAGUUCACUAGAACGAACUCUGCUAUCAUUGAAAGUGCUGCGUAAGUUAACUGUUAAUGGAUUUGUGGAACCUCAUAAGAAUAUGGAGGUGAUGGGUUUUUUACAUGGAAUAUUUGAACGUCUAAAACAGUUUCUGGAAUGCAGUAGAAGUAUAGGUACAGAUAAUGUGUGUAGAGAUAGACUGGAAAAGACCAUCAUUCUUUUUACUAAAGUGCUGUUAGACUUCUUGGAUCAGCAUCCCUUUUCAUUUACUCCUCUAAUUCAGAGAUCACUGGAAUUUUCUGUAAGCUAUGUUUUUACAGAAGUUGGUGAAGGCGUUACAUUUGAACGAUUCAUUGUCCAAUGUAUGAAUCUUAUUAAGAUGAUUGUCAAAAAUUAUGCUUAUAAGCCAUCCAAAAAUUUUGAAGAUAGCAGCCCUGAAACUCUUGAAGCCCAUAAGAUUAAGAUGGCAUUCUUCACAUAUCCUACUUUGACAGAGAUAUGUAGAAGAUUAGUCUCUCAUUAUUUUCUGUUAACUGAAGAAGAACUGACAAUGUGGGAAGAAGACCCAGAAGGCUUUACAGUGGAAGAAACAGGAGGAGAUUCUUGGAAAUAUAGUUUGAGGCCAUGCACUGAAGUAUUAUUUAUAGAUAUAUUCCAUGAAUAUAAUCAGACUCUUACUCCUGUACUUCUAGAAAUGAUGCAAACACUUCAAGGACCCACAAAUGUGGAAGAUAUGAAUGCAUUGUUAAUCAAAGAUGCUGUGUAUAAUGCUGUUGGAUUAGCUGCUUAUGAGCUCUUUGACAGUGUUGAUUUUGAUCAGUGGUUUAAAAACCAACUUCUUCCAGAAUUACAAGUCAUUCACAAUAGGUAUAAGCCAUUGCGGCGCAGGGUGAUUUGGCUCAUCGGUCAGUGGAUUUCUGUGAAAUUCAAGUCUGACUUAAGACCCAUGCUUUAUGAAGCAAUCUGUAACUUGCUUCAAGAUCAAGAUUUAGUGGUCCGUAUUGAAACAGCUACAACUUUGAAGUUAACUGUUGAUGAUUUUGAAUUUAGAACAGAUCAGUUUCUACCGUAUUUGGAAACCAUGUUCACACUACUUUUUCAGUUACUGCAACAAGUUACAGAAUGUGACACAAAGAUGCACGUUUUGCAUGUCCUUUCUUGUGUGAUCGAAAGAGUCAACAUGCAGAUACGACCAUAUGUGGGAUGUUUGGUACAAUAUUUGCCCCUCCUUUGGAAGCAGAGUGAAGAACACAAUAUGUUGAGAUGUGCUAUUUUGACAACACUUAUUCAUCUUGUUCAGGGAUUAGGAGCAGACAGCAAGAACCUGUACCCUUUCCUGCUCCCAGUUAUUCAACUGAGUACAGAUGUUUCCCAGCCUCCACAUGUUUAUCUUCUGGAAGAUGGUUUAGAAUUAUGGUUAGUAACUUUGGAAAACAGCCCAUGUAUCACACCAGAGUUGCUGCGUGUAUUUCAGAAUAUGUCACCACUUCUUGAACUAAGUUCAGAAAAUCUUAGAACUUGCUUUAAGAUCAUCAAUGGUUAUAUCUUUUUAUCAUCAACGGAAUUUUUACAGACAUAUGCAGUAGGUCUAUGCCAGUCGUUUUGUGAACUUUUAAAGGAAAUUACUACAGAAGGUCAAGUUCAGGUGCUCAAGGUUGUAGAAAAUGCCCUUAAAGUGAACCCAAUAUUAGGUCCGCAAAUGUUUCAACCGAUUUUACCCUAUGUUUUCAAGGGUAUUAUAGAAGGGGAGAGGUAUCCUGUAGUGAUGUCCACGUAUCUUGGAGUUAUGGGUCGAGUUCUACUACAAAACACUAGUUUUUUUUCUUCACUACUUAAUGAGAUGGCCCAUAAAUUUAAUCAGGAGAUGGACCAGCUUUUGGGAAAUAUGAUUGAAAUGUGGGUCGAUCGAAUGGACAACAUUACCCAGCCUGAAAGAAGGAAACUUUCAGCUUUGGCUUUGCUCUCUCUUCUGCCAUCUGAUAAUAGUGUUAUCCAAGAUAAAUUCUGUGGGAUUAUAAACAUUUCAGUGGAAGGCCUGCAUGAUGUCAUGACAGAAGAUCCUGAAACAGGAACUUAUAAAGACUGUAUGUUGAUGUCUCAUCUUGAGGAACCAAAAGUAACAGAAGAUGAAGAACCACCCACAGAACAAGAUAAGAGGAAAAAGAUGCUGGCCCUGAAGGACCCUGUUCAUAUGGUGUCACUGCAGCAGUUCAUCUACGAGAAGCUCAAGGCACAGCAGGAGAUGCUAGGAGAACAAGGUUUCCAGUCCCUCAUGGAAACAGUGGACACGGAGAUCGUCACCCAGCUACAGGAAUUUUUGCAAGGAUUCUAAGAGCACAUGACAUGUGGCUGCCUCGCCUUUCAGAAACAAGCUGAGUAACCUAGCCUGCCGUUUGUAUGUGAGAGCCUGCUGAGAUGAAGAAAUCACUUCAUGAAAAUAAGCAAAGACCACACAUUUUUUUUUACUACAAAAUGUAAAGGAUAAAUGUAAAUCCUGCAUAACUAAAAUCACAAACCUAUUCCUCAAAAGAAUUUAAUUUUAUAUUUAUGAGGGGGCCCUUUACUAAAAAGUACAUGUAAAAGUACAUUUGAUGACAAUAGCUGCUUAGUUUCCUGUUAAGAGAAGAAACUUUAUCUUUUAAUUAUGUGCUCUUAACAUUUGAAGAUAAGAGUUAAUGCCGGAGAUGUUUUUCUGCAACCAAAAUUCAUUAAAUUUGGCUGCCUUAUCCUUUUUUUAAGCUAAUGAAACUACAGGUUUGAAAACUGACAAAGCUGUUCAGAUGAUGCUAUUAAAGAAAUGUGUGUACUAAGCAAAAAUGUAUAAUAGUGACAAAUACACAUUACCAAGCUUAUCUUGCAAGGGAGUUAUUUUCAUCUAACAUAGAAAGUGUGUUUCAUCAGACAAAUGCUUUUAUUUUCAUUCUAAUAAUUUGAUACAGAAAUUAGUAAAGGCAUUUUUUUCUUUUUUCUUUUUUUUUUCCCAGUAAAUACGUUGAGUCUACAAAUGUACAUUUGUAAGGCCUGUAAAAGUGAACGUGUGAGACUGCAGUACCACAUGGGAGACCUCUAGUUAUGGUUUGGUCCUAGUUCCUUUGUUACUCCUGUGAGCACCAAGAAGAACUGGGCGACUCCCAGUCCCACCUGUGCUGUGACAGUCCCACGUGGCUAUGACAGACUGUUCAGUACUUACCCUUCUCAGGUUCCUCAGUGCAGGGGUGCAUCAGAGCCUCAAUAAUAGGGGUAUACCUGGGAGGAUCCAGCAGUAAUCCCCAGGGUACUAGGAUUAUAGUAUUCUGAUGGAACUAGUCUUCCUUCCUUAUUCCUCCAACAUGCAGUACAUAAAAAGGGGAAAAGGAGAAAAAAAAAAAAGCCUUACUUUGUUUUACUUGCCAUUGAUUGUAAGGAAACUUUAAAGCAUUUUUUAGGAAAUACUCAAAAGCAAGGUUGGAAAAUGUUUUAUCUUUCUAUAGAAAGUUGGGUACAGUAUGUAACUGCGGGAAACCCACUGCCCCUUUGUAAGCUGUGGAACCCAAAAUGUAUGGGGAUAUUUGAUGUUUUCAGAAAGAGGAGGAAAAUAUGGUCCAAAUUAAAUUUUCCAAAGAUACCUCACCUUGGA
This is a messenger RNA of Mandrillus leucophaeus (drill), 4549 nucleotides long. It is a transcript of the gene IPO11, whose product is annotated as importin 11. Gene Ontology annotation, biological process: protein import into nucleus. The coding region runs from base 290 to 3265 and encodes 991 amino acids. Gene Ontology annotation, cellular component: nuclear envelope; cytosol. NCBI's taxonomy places the organism in Eukaryota, Metazoa, Chordata, Mammalia, Primates, Cercopithecidae. Gene Ontology annotation, molecular function: small GTPase binding. The transcript has 31 exons. The record is from RefSeq and is a predicted model, not a curated record.